AUGGCAGCAACGAAAGCGCAAAAGAGUUCCGACCUGAGUCCCUUUGUCAAACAGCUCGCCUCAAGCGACCGCACAAUCCGCGACCGCGCCCUCUCUUCCCUCCGCACCUACCUCUCACGCUCCAAACCCUUCACGUCCCUCGACCUAUUGAAGCUAUGGAAAGGUCUUCACUACUGCAUGUUCAUGUCCGACAAGCCGCGCAAUCAACAACGCCUCGCGCGCGACCUCGCUGCUCUCACAGACGUCCUCGCGUCGGAGAAUGUCUUGCCCUGGAUAGAGGCGUUUUGGAAGACGAUGGCGCGAGAAUGGGGUGGUAUCGAUAGUCUGCGAAUGGACAAGUAUCUCUACCUGGUCAGGUGUUAUGUGAACAAGGGGUUCGAAGUUGCGAGCAGUGAGAAGAAGAAAAAGAAGAGCGCGAUAAGUUGGAACAGGUAUUUGGAGGUGCUGGAAGCCGACGGCGGGCCACUGAGUGUGAGGGAUGUGAAAGUGCCUGUGGGGUUGAAAUUGCACGUUCUGGAUGUGUGGGUGGAUGAAUUGGAGAAGGUUGACGGGGAACAGAAGGAUGGAGGGUGUCCUGUCGAGGAGGUGAUGAAGCCUGUGCAGAAACUACAAAAAGACAGCUUGGUCAAGAGUGUGAGGAUGAGGGCGAAGGAGAGUUUGGAGGAUGAGAGGUUGCUGGGAGGGAAGAGGUGGAGGACUGCGGAGGAUGGGAGUGUUGAGGAUGGAAGGAAAGCUCAAGACGAAGAGAUGGAAGAUGAAGAUGGUCAAGUCGUGGGUGAAGACGACGAUUUUGGCGGUUUCGACGAUUGA
Sphaerulina musiva SO2202 is the source of this 810-nucleotide messenger RNA. Its product is annotated as Nop52-domain-containing protein. Bases 1 to 810 code for a protein of 269 amino acids. Gene Ontology annotation, biological process: rRNA processing. Lineage: Eukaryota; Fungi; Ascomycota; Dothideomycetes; Mycosphaerellales; Mycosphaerellaceae. The transcript has 2 exons. Gene Ontology annotation, cellular component: preribosome, small subunit precursor; preribosome, large subunit precursor; nucleus. The record is from RefSeq and is a predicted model, not a curated record.